CCUUCUUGUUUUUCCACGCCUAGCUAGCUAAGCACGACAGGCUCCAGGCCUCCAGCGCAGCAAGCAACGCGACGCGGCGGCCGGCGGCAUUGGCUGCGACCGAUCUCCGCGCCGGAGCCGGAGGAGGGGGUCGAGGAUGUGCUGCGGCGACGGCGAGUGCCGGCCCCUGGGGUGGCUGCUGGGCCUGCCCUUCGCGCUCCUCGCCGUCAUCGUCUCCUUCGUCGGCGCCAUCAUCUGGAUCAUCGGGCUGCCCAUCUCGUGCAUCUGCCCGUGCUGCCUGUGCGUGACGCUGCUGCUGGAGGUGGCAGUGGAGCUCGUCAAGGCGCCGCUCCAUGUCAUGACCUGGUUCACCUCCAAGAUACCCUGCUGAUGAUCCCGUCCGUUCCAUUCCUCCACCACAGCUGCCAGCCUCGCUCGUGCUGGCCUUCGUAGUACAGGCAGCAGUAGUCAUCACCAGAUCGAUCAUCCUGCUUAGCCAGCCUCUCCGGUUCGCCACUCGUGUGCGUCCACAGAUUUCUCGCUGUAUACUCGUGUCAUCGUCAUCAUCGGUUGAUUUGAUUCGUCUUGAUA
Panicum hallii is the source of this 570-nucleotide messenger RNA. RefSeq lists its product as uncharacterized. The record is from RefSeq and is a predicted model, not a curated record. The coding region runs from base 137 to 370 and encodes 77 amino acids. The transcript has 2 exons. Lineage: Eukaryota; Viridiplantae; Streptophyta; Magnoliopsida; Poales; Poaceae.